GGGACCUCAGCCAUGUCUUAAGAAUUGAAUCUGUGGAGUGCAUCAAUGCAUCAUAAUUCUUCCUGGUCUUGAGAGAUGACUCCUUUUGUCCUCCUGGCCAUCCUGUGUUUGGGAGUAGCCACAGCUGCUCCAUCAUCUGAUAUCAGUUUGGAUUCUGAAUGGCAGGAGUGGAAGACAAAAUAUGGAAAAAAGUACAGCCUGGAGGAAGAAAGACAGAAGAGAACAGUAUGGGAAGAAAACAUGAAACUGGUCAAACAGCACAAUAUGGAAUAUAGCCAAGGGAAGAAUGGCUUCACCAUGGAAAUGAAUGCCUUUGGUGACAUGACUGGUGAAGAAUUCAGAAAAAUGAUGACUGAUAUUCCAGUCCAGACUCUUAGGAAAAGGAAAAGUAUCCAGCAACGUAUGGUCAGUUAUGUCCCCAAAUUUGUAGAUUGGAGUAGGAGAGGCUAUGUGACUCCUGUGAAGAGACAGGGUAUAUGUAAUUCUUGUUGGGCUUUUUCUGUGGCUGGUGCCAUAGAAGGACAGAUGUUCCGAAAAACAGGCAGACUGGUCUCACUGAGUCCACAGAACCUUGUGGAUUGCUCUAGACCUGAAGGCAAUCUGGGAUGUUAUGAAGGGAAUACUUACUAUGCUUUAAAGUAUGUAAAGCAUAAUGGAGGUCUAGAGGCUGAGGCAACCUAUCCAUAUGAGGCAAAAGAAGGACGCUGCAGGUACCGUCCUGAACAUUCUGCUGCUAGAGUCACAGACUUUGUGUUCGUCUCAAAGAAUGAGGAAGCCUUAAUGCAUGCUGUAGCAACUAUAGGGCCCAUCUCUGUUGGAAUUGAUGCUAGACAUGAAUCUUUCAAGUUGUAUAGGGGAGGUAUUUAUUAUGAGCCAAAUUGCAAGAGUGAUGUCAUCAAUCACUCUGUUCUGUUAGUUGGGUAUGGCUAUGAAGGAAGAGAAUCAGAUGGCAGGAAAUAUUGGCUGAUAAAGAACAGGUAUAAAUUGCAAAUAUUAUUUAUAUUUAAAUUUCCAAAUGGACUUUCUGUUUGGAGUCAGAAUCUGGGUAAGAGUUAUUUUAUUUUGAUCAAUUGUAUAUGUGUAUGUAGUAUGCCUAUUUGCAUGUGUGUGUGAGCCAAUGCUGAUAUCAGUUGUUUUCCUUAGCUGUUCUCCUUUGAGGCAGCAGAUUUCACUGAUCUUAGAGUUUACUGUUUUGUGUAGUUGCUCAGCAAGCCCGCUGUAGGUAUGUCUUCACUUACAGUAUUUCAGGCAAGCUUCAGUGACUCCUGGCUUUAAAGAAAUUAUUAUUUUCACUCAUGUGAGGAUGUUUGUGUGAGUUUAUUCUACAUGUGAGCAGGUGCCCAGGGAGACCUGAAGAGGACAUCAGAUUUCCCCAAACUGUAGUUACAACAGGCUGUGAGCCGAUUGACUUGGUUGCUGGGAAAAGAACAAAGGCUCUGUAAAAAAGCCCCAUGUUCCUAGGCAUGGAUCCUUCUCCAGCCCCCAUCCUGGCUUUUAGUGGGAUCCUGGACUUGAACUUCAGUUCUUUCUAGUUUAUGGCCAGCACUUGACCCUUUGAACUUUCUCUAUGGCUGGAACAACCAGCUCAUAAUGUGUGAUCACAAUGUUCAGAUUCAGCUACCAGUUUCCUUGGGUGCUAAUAUCGUACUGGUGUCAUUGAUUUUUCUAAAAGCUAGCAUAUUUGUUAGCUCUGUGCCACGUGUGGAUGGAAAGAUGCCCUGCUUUUUCACUGCUAUGACUUUUACAGUCCUAUCUGAGACAAGUCUUGGUUCUUGGAAGUUGACAUUCUGCAUUUUCUGAUCA
Peromyscus leucopus (white-footed mouse) is the source of this 1803-nucleotide messenger RNA. RefSeq names its product cathepsin 8-like. The coding region runs from base 76 to 1113 and encodes 345 amino acids. NCBI's taxonomy places the organism in Eukaryota, Metazoa, Chordata, Mammalia, Rodentia, Cricetidae. The transcript has 7 exons. The record is from RefSeq and is a predicted model, not a curated record. Gene Ontology annotation, cellular component: lysosome. Gene Ontology annotation, biological process: immune response. Gene Ontology annotation, molecular function: cysteine-type endopeptidase activity.